Macrosiphum euphorbiae (potato aphid) is the source of this 462-nucleotide messenger RNA. Lineage: Eukaryota; Metazoa; Arthropoda; Insecta; Hemiptera; Aphididae. The record is from the annotation of a GenBank genome assembly.
AUGCGAAUGGCUAGACCCAAUCAACCAUAUAAUGUUAAAGUGUUAGACUACAGCUUUUUUAAAAAUUAUGAUGCAAUGUGUGACAUAACUUCAUUACGUCCAGGUAAAAAAACUGGAGAUAAGGUAGUUACAGAUUUGUGUCAAUUAAAAUACAGUCCAUCAUCUCAAAAUAUUCAAUAUAAAACCAACAUAAAUGAUGACUGGGAAAAUCUACCAAUAACAACUAAAAAUCAAGUAACUGCCAAUACAAAAAGUACUAGAUCAAAAACAGCUGCCACUACAAUUCAAGAAAAUGUUCAAAUAAAACAAUUGUCAGAUGUACCUUAUUUGUAUACAGCUCAAUUGCCAAUAACAAAGGCAAAAUAUGAUGAUUUGCAAUCUCUUAAACAGGUCAUAGAGAAAGAUCAUCACUCAUUCUAUGACAAUUUGAAAUAUUCAGAAUUUGGCAGAAAAACCAAAUAA